Messenger RNA from Patella vulgata (common limpet), 3044 nucleotides. RefSeq names its product gamma-interferon-inducible lysosomal thiol reductase. The coding region runs from base 101 to 859 and encodes 252 amino acids. NCBI's taxonomy places the organism in Eukaryota, Metazoa, Mollusca, Gastropoda, Patellidae. Gene Ontology annotation, molecular function: oxidoreductase activity, acting on a sulfur group of donors, disulfide as acceptor. The record is from RefSeq and is a predicted model, not a curated record. The transcript has 7 exons.
UUGUUGACCUAAUUUUUAGACAACUCUUGAGUCUUGUGGAAGCAGGCGGUUUGUACACACCUACCACGAAAGAUUAGCUUAUUUGUCAUUUGCAAACAAAAUGAAGUGUUUGGCAGUUGCACUUGUUCUUGUGAAUUUUAUUUCUACAUCCGUGUCGACCAAAUGUAAUUUUCCACCCGAGUUGUGGUGCUCAUCAAAAGAAAUCGCCGAGUUAUGUAAGGUAACAGAACAAUGUGCUGUCAACAGUUGGAAUAUCAAGUCUGAUGGACCACUGGUGAAAUUUACCCUGUAUUACGAAUCAUUAUGUCCUGAUUGUAAAAGAUUUUUUGCUGAACAACUUUUUCCAGCUUACCAGGCUGUUGGUAAAAUAAUGAACCUUACCAUUGUACCAUAUGGUAACGCAGAGGAGACUAAAGAUGGUGAUCUGUGGAAAUAUAAUUGUCAACACGGACCAAAUGAAUGCGUUGGUAACUUGAUAGAUACUUGUGCUAUUUAUUAUAUGACCCAACCAAUAUAUUUCCCUUAUAUACACUGUAUGGAGAAAUCAUCGCUUGAUCCGAUUACAGCAGCUAAAAAGUGUGGUCCUAUAUAUAGUGCACCAGUAGAUCGGAUAUUGGAAUGUGCUAACUCAAGUUUUGGUAACAGAUUAGAACAUGAAAUGGCUGUAAAAACUGAUGCUCUUCAACCACAGCAUCAAUAUGUACCAUGGGUUACACUGAAUGGGGUACAUACAGAAAAACUGGAGAAGGAAGCCGAGGCUGAUUUAAUUAAAUUAAUCUGUCAAACAUAUCAAGGCUCCGUGAAGCCAGCAGCAUGUAAGAAGUUUGAUCAACCAGACUCAAAACGUUGUUAUAAAUAAAUACUAAUUGAUAAAUAUCAAACAGGUUUUACUCAUUAGGCAAUUUAUGAAUAUCAAAUGAUGCAUAGAACUUCAAUCGGAUUAAAGCACAGAUCCUAUUUCUUUUCGUUUUUUAUAGUUCAAAAUUUCGCUUUAAUUGUCUUUACUACACUAGGAUCUGGAAGAGAGAUAAGCUAAUGAAACGGUCUGUUAUCAAUAUCUGACAUCAUAGGGUCAAAAGCUUCUUGUACGACACCUGACGCAACCAUACAGUACAACCAGUCAGAUCUUCAUGUAGUGUAGGCCAUCGAAAGUAUAAAAAAAUGAAACGAAAUAUAGAUCUGUAUUUUUAUCAGAUUGCAUAGAACAUCAUCAAUAGAUACCCCGAAAAUCCUUGAAAAUAAAAUUGACCAAUGGGCAAAAUGUCUGUAUUUAUAUCAUUAUGCAAGAGCUAAAUCUGUCUAUUGCGGGUCUUUCUUUAGGCAUGAAAUGUUUUCUAAAUUAUUAAUUAGACAUUAAUUAACUUAUCCAGACCAUAAUCAACUCUCUAUGCUAUCUUAUGUGUCGAAUUUUCACUGAAUUUGAAUCUGAUCUGCUGCUCAAUGCUCAUUGAUGGUUAAAUCAAAAAAUGAAUAAUCAAGACAAUGUUUUUUAUCGUACCGACUUUAGUAAUGAUAAUCGAGGCUAGGCCUAAAAUUCAUUCGCUAAUAUAUUGGUUUAGAGUGGAGCAGUUUGACUGAAAUUUUCAGCAUAUUCCGUUAACAUUACCUGCUCUUUAUCUAAUCUUCCAUAAUGCCCCCUUGAUGACUGUGAUAUAACAAUAAUUUGUAUAGUACUCCAUUUUAUUACAUAACUUAAUAUUCGGGCGUGUAUCCAGGGGGGGGGGGGGCAGACCCCUCCCUGCUGAUCCAGAUAAUAUUUUUUCUCUCCUACAUUCACGGAAAUAAUGCUGUUUUGGCUCAUUCCACUCUAAUCCUAUAGAUCAGUGAUUCUCAACCGGUGAUAGAUCUUGCUAAGUGUGCCGCGAAAAUGCGAAAAACCACAUGAUCCCAUUUGCGUAUUCGCUCGUGUUUACUGGUAAUUUCAUAGCAGCGUUUUUCUUUAUUUAGUUUGAGUCAUUUUAUGGUUGUAUGCCGUCUAUGACUUGUCAUGCUUUUAUUUUACAAAAUUCACAUAUUUUUACAUAUAUUUUCAUGUGUUCCAAGGUGUGCCGUUGCCGUUGGCAAAAAAGGGUUGAGAACCACUGCUAUAGAUGUAUGCACACAAAUGAGCAGAAAUAUUGUCUUAAACCUUCUGGUCCCCAAGUUCAUAAAUAAUUUUCAGACUAAUGUUAAGAAUUGACUUAAAAAUGUUUGCCUUAUUUAACUAAAAUAUAGCCCUUUAUAAAUUUUUUGUUGUUUUAUUGUAUCAAAUACAUCAAUAAGGAACUAUGAGCAAAGUUUUAUGUUUCUGGAUCAAAGAUAUUUGUCAUAAACAGUGAUUGAAAGUUGAGUAAAUUCUUAACUUAAGUUUGAGAAUGCUUUGUGAACUCGGGGCCUGAAUUUAUCAAAUUUGUGGGUAGUUCCACCCGACCAUACGUGAAACUUCACGUUGUGUCCCCCUUUGACCUCCUGCUGCUCAAUUUCCAAGACACACACCUGAAUAUUGUACAUGUGUCAAUGUUAACCUCUCUUAACUUUGUGUCAUUUUUUUUUUUUCAUUUUUUUUUUAAACUGUUUGUAUUUGGUUUUUUUUUUGACAUAGCCAACACAUCUGCAAGUCCGAAUUAUUAUAACACGAACAUUCCAUUUCUGUUUUAUUGUACGAUUGGUAACUUGUUGACGAGGAAUAACAUUAUGAACUGCCCCCAACCCCUUAGCUAACUGGUGCUUGCUAAGAUCUACAUGUACAUCUACACACAAUCCCCUACCAUACAAAUACCGCCCCCCCCCCCCCACACCACAAAAAUACCCACACCCACCUAACAAAUACCCCCCCCCCCACCCACACAAAUAUCCAACCCACCACACCAAUACCCACACCCCAGUCCGCCACAAAAAUAACACACCACACAAAUACCCUACCCCCACCCCACACAUCUUAUAUACAAUCACAAGCAUCAACAUUUUGUAGUUAUUUUGUAGAUUUUUAAAUACCGGUGUAUACAAAUGUAUUCUAUUUUUUUCUGAGAUAAUUAAACUAAUAAAAAUAUUUUUUGUCAAAUUCA